UUUUUUUUGGUCCUGUGAGGCUAAAAGUCGACUCAGGUGCUUGUGAAAACCUCACUCCCUGCUUCCCUGUUUCUCUCGAACUCUCAUCAUCUUCGCCGCCGCUGAUUCCUGCUUUCAGAGGGCAAGGCAAAGUAGUAAGAAGGAAAAUGCAAGGGAUAUUCAAGGCAAUCUGUUCCCAUGGAAAUGUUCUUAAAUACUCCGUCCUGAGACAUGUACGUGUUAUAGCUCCCGUUGCACGGCCAGUUAUGUUUUCACGUGCCGAGACAGUUGCUGCUACAAAACUGGAAGAGCAGGGCUUUGAGAGUACAACGAUUGCGGAUAUUUUGAAUGCCAAAGGCAAAGGCGCUGAUGGCUCCUGGCUCUGGUGCUCCACAGAAGACACAGUGUAUGAUGCUGUUAAAUCUAUGACGCAGCACAAUGUAGGAGCUCUGGUAGUGCUGAGUCCUGGAGCAGAUAAAGCAAUCGCUGGAAUUAUUACUGAAAGAGAUUAUCUUCGGAAAAUUAUUGUUCAAGGAAGAUCAUCAAAGACUACGAAAGUUGGGGACAUCAUGACUGAAGAGAAUAAAUUGAUCACGGUGUCACCAGAUACCAAAGUUGUGAAGGCCAUGCAACUCAUGACAGAUAAUCGAAUAAGACACAUUCCUGUGAUAAACGAGACUGGAAUGAUAGGCAUGGUUUCCAUUGGAGACGUCGUACGAGCAGUUGUAACAGAGCACAGAGAGGAGCUGAAUCGCUUAAACGCCUACAUACAGGGUGGCUAUUAGCUGAUGAAGCUUUAGAGCCAUAGAUGUUGUUGACAACGCUGAAAUGAAUAAAUUUUAAGAGACGUUACUGCUGAACUGUGCUUUUGCUGCAGCUUUGUAGCCUUUUAAGCAGCUGCUUGUGCUUCAUGGACUUUGUUUGUUCUAUGUAAUGUAAAUAUGUGGUGCUCCUGCUUUCUGCUUACAUUUUGUAGUAUUUUUCUGUAUGUUAAUAGGAAUAAUGGUUGAUUUGCUGAGUGUCUGGUUUGAUGUAAUCUUCA
Molecule: messenger RNA, 1021 nt
Organism: Phalaenopsis equestris
Lineage: Eukaryota; Viridiplantae; Streptophyta; Magnoliopsida; Asparagales; Orchidaceae
Product: CBS domain-containing protein CBSX3, mitochondrial-like
Exons: 6
Coding region: 147-764 (205 amino acids)
Source: RefSeq, a predicted model, not a curated record